AAUGACACCAAGGUAGUGCAGUUCUUGUACCAGAAUAAUCCUGCACCUGUAGUCCAGCCUGGCUUGGGGGACCUUGCAGUCAUCAUGCGGCUUGCAUUGGAUUCAACCUACAAUGACUUCUAUGGCGCUCAGGAUUACCCUGUUGUGAAGUACUUGCGAAGACCCUUGUAUUUUGAGGUAGAGAUCCUGUACAGCAGGGAUCCACAGGCUGAAUUGUUUUUGGAGAACUGCUGGGCAACCUAUUCUGCUGACAGGAAUAGCUCUCCAAAGUGGGAUGUUGUUGUGGACAGUUGUGAGAACUCUGCAGAUGAGUACUUGACCGUCUUUCACCCAGUCUCCAGCAAUGCAAGAGUGCUGUUCCCUUCCCAUCUGAAGAGGUUUGAAGUGAAAAUGUUUUCCUUCAAGCGGCCUGGGAUGCACUGA
Molecule: messenger RNA, 423 nt
Organism: Acipenser ruthenus (sterlet)
Lineage: Eukaryota; Metazoa; Chordata; Actinopteri; Acipenseriformes; Acipenseridae
Product: zona pellucida sperm-binding protein 2-like
Exons: 3
Coding region: 85-423 (112 amino acids)
Source: RefSeq, a predicted model, not a curated record